Molecule: messenger RNA, 3174 nt
Organism: Penicillium angulare
Lineage: Eukaryota; Fungi; Ascomycota; Eurotiomycetes; Eurotiales; Aspergillaceae
Gene: hir1
Product: putative histone transcription regulator Hir1
Exons: 5
Coding region: 1-3174 (1057 amino acids)
Biological process (GO): DNA-templated transcription; regulation of DNA-templated transcription; chromatin remodeling
Cellular component (GO): HIR complex; nucleus
Molecular function (GO): nucleosome binding; protein binding
Source: RefSeq, a predicted model, not a curated record
AUGCAUAUCAUCAAGCCAGUUUGGCUUACACAUGGAGGUGAACGGAAAGAUUUUGAGGUUUACAGCUGUGAUAUCUCUCCAGAUGGAAAGAGACUGGUGACUGCUGCAGGAGAGGCCAUUUUCAACACCGGCAAUCCGGAAUUCGCAAACCAACCGAAACAACUUGCUUCGAUGAGCAACCACUCCGGCACAAUUCAUACAGUUCGAUUUUCGCCAAAUGGGCGAUACCUUGCUUCGGGGGCGGAUGAUAAGAUCGUAUGCGUUUACACGCUUGAUGCCAAUCCACCGACGCACGGAUCAACAUUCGGCACGGACGAGACACCACCCGUUGAGAACUGGCGCACCAUUCGACGAUUGAUCGGACAUGAUAACGACGUACAAGAUCUGGGGUGGUCAUAUGAUUCAUCAAUUCUGGUCUCUGUGGGACUAGACUCGAAGGUGGUAGUAUGGUCUGGACACACAUUCGAGAAAUUGAAGACGAUAGCUGUGCAUCAGAGUCAUGUAAAGGGCAUUACAUUCGACCCGGCAAACAAGUACUUCGCGACGGCUAGUGAUGAUCGUACUGUUCGCAUUUUCCGAUUUACCUCACCUGCUCCAAAUUCGACAUCCCACGAUCAAAUGAACAACUUCAUUUUGGAACAAACUAUUACGGCACCUUUCGCUAAUUCUCCCUUAACGGCUUAUUUCCGUCGUUGCUCAUGGUCACCGGAUGGUAUGCAUAUCGCUGCUGCGAAUGCAGUCAAUGGACCUGUCAGUUCUGUUGCUAUUAUCAAUCGUGGCUCCUGGGAUGGUGAUAUCAACCUUAUUGGGCACGAGGCUCCCGUGGAGGUUUGCUCCUUUUCCCCACGAUUGUACUCUCGGGAGCCGCCUCAAAAGGAUAGCCAAGGACAAGCAGCGCAACAUCAUAUAACCGUCAUUGCGUGCGCGGGUGCAGAUAAAUCCCUGAGUGUCUGGAUUACCAGCAAUGCUCGCCCAAUUGUUGUGGCCCAGGAGAUGGCUGCUAAGUCGAUUUCAGAUCUGGCUUGGAGUCCCGAUGGUAGUUGUCUUUAUGCUACUGCAUUGGACGGUACCAUUCUGGCCGUUCGAUUCGAGGAGGGCGAGUUGGGCUAUGCAACUGAGAUGGAAGAGAAUGAGAAGUCAUUGACCAAGUUUGGCACAAAUCGCAAGGGUGCCGGUAUUACGGAAACUACGGAUGGUUUGCUGCUCGAGGAGAAGAGCAAGGCUGGUGAAAUUAAGGGCGUUGAAGGCCGUAUGGGUGCGCUUAUGGGCGAUGCUGCCGAGGCUGCUGUCAAUGGAGCGAAUACGCCGCAACCACCUAAUGGUACUACUCCUGCUCAACCGUCGACUCCAAAUGCUGAACCGGCGAAAACGCAAACAAACGGGACAACAUCGACUCCUGGUGCCAAUGAGCCUGAGAAGUCUGAUAAGCCAGACCCUUAUCAAGCCAAAUUGGAAAGACUCAAAUCACGCCCGACAUAUACCAAAGAUGGUAAAAAGCGUAUUGCACCUUUACUCGUUUCGGGAGCUGGUGGUGAGUCUUCACUCCCCCAGGCUCGUCUGAUGGCUUCAGUGAGCAGUCAGGUCAAGACAGAUGCACCUACAUCUAUCGUCGAUCUUUCAAAACCAUUUGAUGGGCUACCUAAAGGCGGCUUGACCGCUUUACUUCUUGGUAACAAGAGGAAACUCGCUCAGCUGGAGGGCGAUGAGGAAGGACAAGCCGAAAAAAGAGUUGCCGUGGCGAGUCAGAAUGGGGCCACGCCCAUAAUGGCCAACACUCCUGAUGGACUCCUCCCAGCUCAAACACAACCAGCUGCCACAGGCCAACAACCCACUCCCGAAUUUAUUCGACCUGCUGUUACAAAUCCCUGCAUGUCUGUUAGCCAAUUACGGCUUGCAGUUCCCAAGAUCCGGAGUCACAUCUUGCGUGCUCUAGACUCGACCGGGAAGCCUACAGAGCCACCCGCUACCGGUGGCGCUCCCAGCGGAGGCGAUUCAAGCAACAACAAGUCUCGCGCCGAUGUUGUUUUUGAAGCUAGAAACCCUUCACCGGCCAGCUUGACCGGACGUGCCGUGGAUCGAGAACCAGUACGACUUACGCUAUUCCGUGGCGAGCAACCAUUAUGGCAAGAUUUCCUCCCUAAGUCUGUCCUCUUGGUCACUGGUAACCAGAGCAUGUGGGCCGCUGCCUGUGAGGAUGGCUCAGUCUAUAUCUGGACACCUGCCGGUCGUCGCCUGGUAAGUGCUUUGGUCUUGGAAGCGCAACCUGUGAUUCUUGAGUGCAACGGACCAUGGAUUCUUUGCAUUUCAUCAGUAGGCAUGUGCUAUGUCUGGAAUGUGAAACAUCUAUCUUCUCCCCACCCUCCUGUCUCUCUCCAGCCCGUCCUUGACGCCGCUAUAUACGUCAUGGGCGCGAACCCCACAGUCGCCCCGGCAGUAACCGACGCGAGGGUCAAUUCAGAAGGUCGAAUUGUCAUUUCCCUGACUAACGGCGAAGGAUACUCCUACUCUCCAACCAUGUAUGCAUGGCAAAGAGUCUCAGAGGCCUGGUGGGCCGUUGGCAGUCAGUACUGGAACUCUACCGAGGCACCUGUAGGCAACUUGCAAGCCAGAGAUGCACAACAAGAGAACAAGGAUGCCAAGGCUGCGGUUUCCGCUGGCAUUAUUCCCUUCCUUGAACGCAACACUACAAACGAAACACUCUUACGUGGCCGCGCUUACUUCCUGCAAAGACUCAUUAAGGUCCUUCUAUCCCGGGAGGGAUACGAAACCUUUGAAUCUAGCGUUUCCAUUGCCCAUCUUGAAAACCGUAUGGCUGCAGCUCUCUCAUUGGGCGCGAAGGAAGAGUUCCGUUUAUACCUGAAUAUGUAUGCCAAGCGUAUCGGUGCAGAAGGUUUGAAGAUGAAGGUUGAAGAGUUGCUUAAGGGAUUAAUCGGUGGCUUGUUCGAAGAUGACGAGAGCUCUGAUGCCAUUUCUAAAUUGCAGGCCAACGAGCGAGAAGGUCGCAAUUGGCGAGAGGGCUCAGAAUAUCUAUGUGGCUGGCCACGGGAAACGUUAUUGAAGGAGGUGAUUCUAGCUCUUGGAAAAUACCGCGAACUUCAACGUGUGACUGUCCCAUAUGCUAAGUUGCUGGAUAUGGUAGACAGUAUUACAGAUGGCGAUGCGAUGGAUCUAUAA